Messenger RNA from Pelecanus crispus (Dalmatian pelican), 901 nucleotides. The record is from RefSeq and is a predicted model, not a curated record. NCBI's taxonomy places the organism in Eukaryota, Metazoa, Chordata, Aves, Pelecaniformes, Pelecanidae.
GGACAUCCUGAAAAGUGGAGGCACAGCUGUGGAUGCUGCCAUUGCUGGCUUGAUCUGCACCUCGGUGAUGAACCCUCAAAGUUCAGGCCUGGGUGGAGGGGUUGUUUUUACCAUCUAUAAUGCCAGCACAGGAACAGUUGAGGUGAUCAACGCCCGUGAGACAGUCCCACGAGUGUUUCCGCACAAUUUGUUGUCUGGCUGCGCUGCUGGUUUCCCCAUUGGUUUCCACUGGAUUGCUGUACCAGGAGAACUUCGUGGGUAUGAAGAAGCCCAUAAGCGAUAUGGCCGCUUACCGUGGAAAGCCCUAUUUGAACCAACCAUCAAGCUCCUUUCAGAGCCACUUGUCAUUUCCUCAGCUAUGGACAAAAUAAUCCAACAUCCACACUUCUCCAGUGUAGGAAGAAGAUUGUGCCCACUGAUAUGUGACGGUCAAAGGUUUUUGAAGCGUGGAGAGACCUUCAGGUGGCCAGCACUGCAGCAAACACUGAGAGCUGUAGCAGAAAAUGGAGCUACAGCAUUUUAUGAGGGGCAGAUAGGAAAGGCCCUGGUGGAGGACAUUAGGAAGGCUGGGUCCAGUAUCUCACUGGAGGACCUUCAGGCAUACAAAGCAGACGUGUCCUCAGCUUUGAACAUUACCCUGAACAAUCACACCAUGCUGUUUUCUCCUGGACCGCCCAUGGGAGGUGCUGUGCUCAUGUUCAUCCUCAAGAUAUUGGAAGAGUAUAAACUCCACGAAGCAUCACUGGCGACACCCAAGGAGAAGGUGGAAACCUACCAUCGCAUUGCAGAGGCCCUGAAGUUUGGCAAUAUGCUAAAACCCCAUAUGAGUGACCCAGACUUCUCUGAAGCUCAGGUGACUGCCAGCACAAUCAUAGAAUCACAGAAUCAUAGAAUCAUUUAG